UGUCUGCGCCCAGAGGAAAGAGGUGAAGUAUAUCGAAUCAGUGACAUUAGACCCGAUGAAAGGUCGUUUGAGAGGGAAAGACUCAGAUGGCAGUUCUGCAGUGGAAGCAGUGAUAGCCGGACCUUCCAGACAAGAUGGUGUUGAUAUUCAAGAAGCACCCCAUGCUCAACACUAUGACAACCUAUGCAAUAUUAUGGACCAUUGCUGAUGUCUCCGAGCAGAAACUCAUCUCAAAGAAAAAGAAACUUGACAUGUGGAAAACUGCCCGAAUGACAGUGGUUGGGUCGAUGGUGAUUGCUCCCCUUGUUGUUGGGUGGAUCCGACUUGCAGAACGUGUCUUGCCAGGAACACACUUCAGCGCUGUCAUCAAGAAAGUUGUUAUUGAACAGCUUGUGUUUGCUCCUGUCGGCAAUCUGAGUUUUUACACAUCUACUAGUCUCCUGGAAAGGAAGGAUGUAGUUACAGAAAUCAAGGCAAAGUUCCUCAAGACAUACAAGACUGGGCUGAUGUUCUGGCCCUUCGUGCAGACAGUCAACUACUCCGCCGUGCCCCACCUCUACAAGCCAGUGUUUGUUGCUGGAGCUUCCUUCAUGUGGAGUCUGUUCCUCUGCUUCAUGAAAGAAGAUCCUAAUAAGAACAACGACCAAAAAUCCAAGUGCAGUUAACGAGGCCGAGGAUUAGUGAGGUGUCCAGCAGCUGGUCUGUCGGUGGUCAACUUCAGGGAUCAACACUACUGACCGUCUGCUUUGAGCUGAUCAAGAAACUUGUUAAUCUGAGGCCACAACAUACUGUUUGUUUAUUUGUUUGUUUGUUGAACUAGCGUUGUUUUGUGAGACACAUUUCUAAUCAGUAUAGGGGCGGUGGGGUGGCCUAGUGAUUAAAGCGUUUGCUUGUCACACCAAAAAUCAGGGUUCGAUUCGCCUCACAGGUACAGUGUGUGAAGCCCAUUUCUGCUAUCCCCCGCUGUGAUGUUGCAUGAAUAUUGC
Molecule: messenger RNA, 986 nt
Organism: Haliotis rubra (blacklip abalone)
Lineage: Eukaryota; Metazoa; Mollusca; Gastropoda; Lepetellida; Haliotidae
Product: mpv17-like protein
Exons: 5
Coding region: 135-665 (176 amino acids)
Cellular component (GO): membrane; cytoplasm
Source: RefSeq, a predicted model, not a curated record